Molecule: messenger RNA, 997 nt
Organism: Caenorhabditis angaria
Lineage: Eukaryota; Metazoa; Nematoda; Chromadorea; Rhabditida; Rhabditidae
Source: the annotation of a GenBank genome assembly
AUGGAGUCUCAUGUUGAUUUGAAACUCAAAACAUAUCGUUUCAUCGCUUUCUCAGCUGUUGGAUUCUCUCUUAUUGCUUCAAUUUCAUUAUGUUUCACUUUGCCAUUGAUGUACAAUUAUGUGCAAGCAACAAAAGCUCAAAUGGCCAAGGAAUCACUUUACUGUAAGAGCUCAAUCAGUGAUAUGUGGUCAGAUAUCAAUGAAUCUGAAUUGCCAAGAAACAGAACAGCAAGACAAGCUUACGCUGGAGGCGGCGGAGGAGGAUAUGCUGCACCUGCUGGAGGUGGAGGUGGAGGAGGAGGUGGAUGCUCUGGAUGUUGUAAUCCUGGACCACCAGGACCAGGUGGAUCACCAGGAAAGCCAGGUAAACCAGGAAAGCCUGGAGCACCAGGAGCUGCUGGAGCUGAAGGAAAAGGAGCUAGUGCACCAUGUGAGGCUUCAACUCCACCACCUUGUCAACCAUGCCCACCUGGACCACCUGGACCGCCAGGACCAGACGGAGGACCAGGACCAGCCGGAGGGCCAGGACCUGCUGGACAACCAGCUGGGCCAUCUCCACCAGGACCACCAGGACCACCAGGACCAGCCGGGCCAGCCGGUAACGACGGACAACCAGGACAACCAGGAGGACCAGGACCAGACGGAGAAAGCUCAUACCCAGAACCAGCAGGCCCAGGACCAGCUGGACCACCAGGGCCAGCGGGACCCCCAGGACCAGAUGGACAAAGCGCUCAAGGAGGACCAGGAGAGCCAGGACCAAAAGGACCACCAGGACCAGGAGGACAACCAGGAAGCGACGGAAAUCCAGGACCACCAGGACCACCAGGAAAUCCAGGAGGCGAAGGAGAGAAAGGAAUCUGUCCAAAGUGAGUUUUUCUUCGGUCAAAAACAAACAAAAAAUUUUCCAAUUUUCUGAUUAAUAAUCAUUUUUUUUUCUUUCAGAUACUGCGCCAUCGAUGGAGGAAUCUUCUUCGAGGAUGGAACUCGACGUCGCUAA